Molecule: messenger RNA, 657 nt
Organism: Dermacentor silvarum
Lineage: Eukaryota; Metazoa; Arthropoda; Arachnida; Ixodida; Ixodidae
Exons: 5
Coding region: 35-559 (174 amino acids)
Source: RefSeq, a predicted model, not a curated record
UGACGCACGGUCGGUGGUUUCCGAGUUCAUCGCGAUGGCUAUCAUGCUCCUUUCUUCGCUGCUUCUGGUCCUCAGCGCCUCAGCUGGGCUCGGGGAGGAGUCGCCGGGUAACACGGCAGCUUUGCUACAGGCAGUUGCAACGAUGGGAAACGCUGUCGCCUACUUCAGCUCGGUCGACGAUCCCAGUGAGAGGUGCAUGACAGCCUUUCGUCCAGUGCUCGAGGAUCACCGAGCGGUGUACGUCUAUCAUUACCAGAGCCAAGAUGGUCAAUCCGGGGGGUAUACACGUGCCUACUGCGUCAACAUUACUGCAACCGAAUCUGGAAAAUUCCUCUUCGGUCCUUGUGACGACAGCGAGGCACCUGGCAUUGCUCAGAUGCUUUUCUUUGACGGCCACAGCUGUUAUGGCGGUAGAUUCCCGCUUUCCGGCACUGACCAAUGCAUCAUGUGGGUGAAAGAAGAGUACAAGGAUUCCGUGUCCGACGAAUGCCUGCAAAGCUAUGACCAGAAAUGCGGGUCCGAGAAGUACAAGCUGUACGAUCGCGAGCAAUGCGCUUAACGCUGUUCGACAGCUCGUGCUCGGCACGGUUUGCGUAAUGACGCAGAAACGUCUGCGGUUUUGUCCGUUUCUGUAGGCUUGAAAAUAAAAUUACUUAG